AAAACAGAAGCAGAAGCAGCAGCAGAAGCAGCAGCAUCAUCAGAAUCAGCAUCAACGUCAGCGACAACGUCAAAUAGCAGCAAUUGAGGCAGCAGCAGCCGCAGCCACGCCCAUUGAAGAGCAAAUAGCAAACGCCUGCUGCAGUCGUGGAGCCCAAUUGCUGCGGCUGCGUCAACAGGAAUUACUAAAGCGACGCGCGCUCGAAUUGGAGGAUCAGUUGAACGGGAACAUUGAUAGCUGGGAGAGCGACGCCAAUAGCAGCGAGGAGGCCGAAGAGGGAGCGGUGGGUGGACAUCAGUCAGAGCAAACAGAGCAGCAGCAGGAGCAGCAGCARAAGCAACCAGAGCAACUGAAGCAGCAGCAGCAGCAACAACAGCGGCAGCAGCUCGAGCCGCAGCCGGAACGUGAGCCGCAGCCAGUCCAAUGAAAUUUACUCUCAUUUAAUGUUCAAUUGGCGCGCAGCAAGCUGCUCUCAUUCUUUAAUCGCGACAUGGCCGCCACCGAUGGCCAAAUCAUAUUGGCGGCAUCCCGUUUCGGUGAUGCCACGCCCGUUUAUUUGCGCGACUUUUCCAAACAGCCGCUGCCGGCGGUGGCCAAAAUACUUAAGGGGCAGCACCAGGCGCUGGGCGUGCCCACCCUUUCGGCGCCCUCGUUGCAGAGCACCGCGCUAUUCUUGAGCGCCGGCAAGAAAUAUCAGAUACUGGCGCAGCCCAUCAAGAUCAAAGAGGGACGCAAGCCCACCAAUGUGGGCGCUAAGGUGCUCAUACCGGAGACCUAUAACGGCUACUUCGAGCUGCUUAGCGAGGAUGGCCGUUCGACGCGCUGCAUCGACUCGGUGCUGGAGCUGGCGCGACGACGCAACGCUCGGGUCCUGGUGCGUGAGACGUUCCGUUGCCAGCAAUUGAAUCGCACCAUUCACGCCGGCGAACUGCUGACCACCAUGAACGACAACGGUAAAUUUCUGCAGUGCCGCAACAUCAAGGACGAGAUCAUCAAUCUGCCACUCGAUACCAAAGCCAAGUUCUCGCCGAUAGCGCGCGAGGACAGCAUCAGCGGUGUGCAUACGGUCAAGAAUCUGUUGCUCAAGCGUAUGCCAGUGAUUGUCAGACUCGUUCACGGCAGCGCGCCAAAGGGUCUGAAGCAGCCGUUUGUGCCGGAGCUGCGUCUGCUGGGCUGCGUGGAGAUCGAUCGGAUCUUUGCGCUGCCCCUGCAAAAGGAUACGGAUUUGGUGCCGGUGCCGUUGAAUGCGAAGAUCAAGCUGCAGCGUGCCAAGAACAUGGAGCAGCUGGAGCACUUCAUUGAGUAUACGCGCUUUCUGGACAAGGCGCAACGUUUGCUGGCCGAUGCGCGCGAUCGUCUGCAAGUUGUUGAUCUCAAGCUGAGCGAGAAGGAGAAGAAGGACUCCAAGUUCAGCAGCCGCAAUGGCAGCGGCAAUCGGCUGCCCAUUGUUAUGCUGCCAUCGGCCGCUGGCCUGGCCAGCGGCUGGAUGGAGAGCGGCUAUGUGUUGCGUAAGAGCGCCAGCUGUGAUUCGUGGUCCAAGCAGCAUCAGCUGCAGCAUCAACAGCAGCAGCAGCAGCAACAGCAGGCGCUCAAUAGCAACGACAUUGCCGAGGAGUACAACGAGAUUGAUCACAUCUAUGAUUAUGUGCGUGGCCUGACACCGCUCUCGAAGGGUUUGGCACGAUUCGAACCGAUUUGCGAAUCGCCUACGCUCAAAUCGCAUCAUACGGACAGCAGUGGCAAUGGCAACUAUUGCAGCCUGAUACGCGCACCGAUUCAGCAGCAGUCGAACAGCAACAACAACAACAACUACAGCAGUCUGGAGUCGAAUAAGCACAGCAGCAGCAAUGGCGGCAACACACAUCAUCAUCAAUAUCAUUUGCUGGUCAAUCACUAUCAUCAUAGCCAUAGGCAGGAGGAUAUUAAGCCCGUGCCGCCGCCCAUCGAGACGAUUCCGGGCAAGAAGCCAGCCGAGAAGCGACAGCGUCCCACACUACCAAAGCUUUACAUCAAGAAUGCGAAUGCGCAUAGCGCCGGCAGCAGCAGCAAUGGCAACUCCACUGGCGGCACCAGUCACAGUCACAGCCAUAGUCACAGUCACAGUCACAGUCACAGUCAGCAACAUUUGCCGCCAACGCCCAAUAACAACAGUAACAACAACAUCAACAACAACAACAACAACAAUACAGCUGCCAUUGUGGCUGCUGCAGCGAUCAAUGCACAUCAUGCUCACUCGCAUGGGCAUCCACACACACACACGCACGCACACCCCCAUCCACUGCCACAUCCACACCCACACCACGGCAAGGUGCUGACGCCCAACAAUCAUUUGCCUGUUAAGGAAUCGCUGGAGCCGCAGUCGCCGCUGUUUCAUAUCAGAUACAAGAGCCUGAGCAGCCUGCAGUUGACGCCCGAUAGCAAUACAGCGGCCAUGACGCCGCCGAUCUCAGCCAAGGCAGCGGCAGGAGGAACAGUUGACGCCUGCUCACAGACGCCGCCCGAUGUGGUGCUCAAGUGCAGCAGCAUACUGAAUACCCAUGGCUACCUACACAGUCACAGUCAGAGUCACAGUCACAGUCACAGCCGCAGCUCGAGCAGCAACAAUCAUCAUAAUCCGCGCGAGGGCACACUCGACUCAUCGCGCAGCGGGGGACGAACGUCGGGCGAUUCACAGAAGCAGCUGCCGGAGAAGAAGACGCGACGCUUGUCACGGCCGCGCAGCCUCUCCAAUUUGGUGUGGGAUCUGCGGCCGAGCAAGGAGAAGUCCAAGAAGAAGCUCUAUGUGCAUCAUUUCGAUCAGCGUCAACAGGCGACGCUCUAUCUAUAGGAAGUUAUGAUGAGGGAGAAGCAAACUGAAGUAAAGUGAAGUGAAGUGAAGUUGGAAGAAGAUUCGUUGCCAAAUCGUUUCGCUGCCAUCAACGACAAACCCACAGACAACAAACAACAACAACAACAACAACAAAACAAACAACAACAAGCAACAUUUAGAGCGCUGUGUGUGUUCCCGCAGCUUUCACCUAGAUUGUUUUCAAUUUUUUGUUUAGAGCUUGCAGCAGCAAUUUUUAAUUAAUAUUGAAUUGUGCCUUUCCCUGCGCCCAGAACUAUGCUUUAAACAACAACAAAGACAACCAAAUUCCAUUCAAAUAUUUUUCAAGAAUAUUUUGCCUGGAUGCACGAACGACAACUGAGAGCGAGACAGAGAGAGAGAGAGAGAGAGCGAGAGAGUGGGAGAGCGAGAGAGAUAGAGAGAGAGAGAGAGUACUAAAGCAGUUGAACCAAACAA
Drosophila arizonae is the source of this 3283-nucleotide messenger RNA. It is a transcript of the gene sano, whose product is annotated as CABIT domain-containing protein serrano. NCBI's taxonomy places the organism in Eukaryota, Metazoa, Arthropoda, Insecta, Diptera, Drosophilidae. The record is from RefSeq and is a predicted model, not a curated record.